This is a messenger RNA of Dreissena polymorpha, 10760 nucleotides long. RefSeq names its product deleted in malignant brain tumors 1 protein-like. The record is from RefSeq and is a predicted model, not a curated record. Lineage: Eukaryota; Metazoa; Mollusca; Bivalvia; Myida; Dreissenidae. The coding region runs from base 1103 to 10177 and encodes 3024 amino acids. The transcript is spliced from 46 exons. Gene Ontology annotation, cellular component: membrane.
AAUAUUACAACUGUAAUCGUACAUACUGGUAAUUAUUUCAAUAUGUUGAUAGUGCGUCAAAUAUAUCAAUAGUUUUUCACAUCCAACGGUUCUCUUAAUGACAUAAGUAGUAUGCACGUAACAAUCCUAAUUGGUGUACUUUAUACUAAAUGUAUCUUUAUCUGCCAUGCCUAAACAAUAAGUUUGUGUUAACUGAAAUGUACGUCUUGUUUUAAAUUAUGUGUAGGUUAUUAUCUUGCCAAACAGUAUUGUCAACUUCUUAUUGUAAAGUGUUUCCGAGUAUACUCAGCAAAAUUAACAGCAGUAUAAACAACAACAACGGCUGUUUGAUAAAUACAUUUUAAAAGUACUAAAACGUAAAUAAUUAAUAAUGACACGUGACAUUUAUAUAAGCUGAACAUUUAAUGUUAUGGCCUUCACCAUCAUACACCUACUGCGCAUCAAUAUGUUUCUUCAUAAACAACAAAGUGAUACGUUUUUAUAGCGAGUGUUUCCUUCUCAUUAAACUUAAUUCAGAAAUAAAUGCGCGACGUUAAGUUACCACGCUGUAUUUUGUCUUCAGUGCAUACACAUUCUUGAAGUUUUUAAAACCGUCGCGAGCAUAUUUACACAUUUCGUCGUUACUCGGUUCACUCCGUUUGCUGCAUCGUCAGAAUUAUAAAACUGAACGCUUGCCUCAACGUAAAACAAAACGUUCGUUGACAUUUAGUGCUUUCACGGAACAUUACGCGUUGUGUACGGUUUUCGACGUUGACACAUUGUUUGGCUUGCGUUUUCAUUUACUUACACGUUUAUUCAGUGUGCAUCCAACGUUUUGAAGUGUUGCAUCGCUUCUGGUGAUGCCCUGAGCACGUCGUGGCUUGACGUUAAAACGCUAACAACGUAAGUGUUUACGGUGAACUCGCGGAUUAACCUUGGGACAAUUGAUGUAAAUGACGUAAACGAAACGUGGAGAAAAAAAUACAAAUUAAAAAAAAGAAUCCGUUUUCUUAUUUAACUGUUGGUUUAUACGUAAGACAGAGAGUGUUAUAAUAGAGAUGCAAGUGUAAAAGUCGCUCGCUAAUCGGACGUCAUUCGUAAAAAGUGUCCCAAAGGAGCCAAUAUGGAGUCUAGGAAAUCCGUGUUUCAUUUCACAUCCUUGGCCGUCGGACUGUAUGCCUUUAUCGGCAGUAUAUCAACAAUAACCUCUAGCGAUGUGGAAGUCGUCCGCGCUCGCCUCGUAGGGGGCCAUGACAACACGACGGGCCGCGUAGAGGUGUCGCGUAACGGAAGUGUCUGGGGCACGGUCUGCGACGACCUCUGGACAGACAAGGAGGCGCAGGUCGUCUGUAGGCAGCUAGGAUACAAGUGGGGAGCGUCGUUCACGGGAGCUGCGUUUGGCGAGGGCGUCGGCGAGAUCUUUUUGGACAACGUGCAGUGCACGGGUACCGAGAAAAACCUCGGCGAGUGUCAGCACAACGGCUGGGGGAACAACAACUGUCGUCACUACGAGGACGCCGGUGUCGCCUGCUACAACAGCUCAGUAAAAUUGAAAUCCAGAGGGCGGACUGAUGUGGGGACAGUAGAAAUUCGUACUGAUGAUGGCUGGGUGGAGGUGUGUGACCAGGACUGGGACCCAAUGGAGGCACAUGUGGUGUGCCGAGAGAUGGGAUACACCAGCGGGUUUUCCCAAUGCUGUUCCAUCCUUGGUGUGGACCAGUCCAUGACAGGACCCAACAAGGCCUACACGCAGUUCGCUUGCAAGGGAAUGGAGACCAAUCUGCUGGACUGCCCCCAUGUGACAUUGAAGACCAAGUGUGCCCCUGAACAUCGCGCAUCUGCUAUUUGUUAUCAUCAGCCUUUGGCUAAAGUUGAUAGAUCUUUUGCUGUACGUCUGGACAAUGGUUCAGACCCCAACCGUUACUGGGGAGAGGUAAAUGUGCGCAACGAAGGUGUGUGGGGACAGGUAUGCGCCAUGGGAGACAACUGGAAUGACAAGGCUGCCACUGUUGUGUGCAAACAACUGAAAUUCAAAGCUGGGAAAGCGUACGGGACAGUCAAUGAAACGCUGACACCACACUGGAUAAUAGACAUGAACUGCACUGGGUCAGAGUCCAGUCUCCAGGAAUGUGCCAAGCAACCCUGGGGACAGCCCUCUCGUUCAUGUAAACCGGCGUACGCUCUGUGCUAUAAUAAAGAGGUAUCCGUGAACCUACGAGGGGGUGGGGACUACUACGGGCGUGUAGAGAUCACCCAUGAUGGUCAUACAGGCACCAUUUGUGACAAGGCCUGGUCCACCAGUGAUGCCAGGGUCGUCUGCAAACAGCUCGGGUAUGCUGAUGGGGACCCUGUUACAGGCUCCUUUUAUGGAAAGGGGACUGGCCCUGUGAUGAUGAAUGGUAUGGGUUGCUAUGGUUACGAGUCCAACAUCGUCAACUGCAGAAACAAGGGUUGGAUGUCAUACCAGGGGACUUCCUGUGACGACCAUAAAAAUGAUGCCUCAGUGAUAUGCUACAAAAAUGUGCGUUUAUCUAGGGGAGACCAUUCUCACGGUGUUGUUCAGAUAAUGGAAGACAACUGGUCGGUGUUGUGUGGCGAAGGAUUUGGCAACAAGGAGGCACAGAGAGUUUGCUACGAACUCGGCUUUCAGAAUGGAAUAGCGCUAGCAAUGGGUUCCUUUGGUACAUUUUAUGGAAAGUAUGUUCGACCAAAUGUGACAUGUGUCGGAAAUGAGUCCAGCAUUCUCAACUGCACAUAUGACAAGUUCCGCGCUUGCCAGAAAGACGCUUUUCUUGGAUAUGCUGUUGUGUCAUGUUUUAAUGGAACACUGAACAAGGAGCCUAAGCUGAAGCUAGAGGGCAGUGAAGGUACAGACAUGGCCAACCAGACAGGCCGUGUGGUGAUCCAGCAGUACGGGAUCUGGGGCCGCGUGUGCCCCAACGCCUGGGACGACAAGGACGCUGACGUCGUGUGUCGGAACCUCGGCUACCUGGGCGGAGUCGCAUACAAGUAUACAUCAUCAGGCUAUGGUCCCUACACACUGGGGAUGGUUGGUUGUCAUGGUAACGAGUCCACACUGUUUGACUGCCCUGUGAGUCCCGGACUGUGUGACGCUCAGUUCUCCUCUGGGGACGCAGGCGUGCUGUGCUACACUGUCAAGAAGCCAGCAUUGCGCCUGGUUGGUUCAGCCAACACGGGUCACCUGGAGAUCAUACUGGACACCUUCACAGGCACCAUCUGUGACUUUGGCUGGUCCCGUUACGAUGCAAGUGUGGCCUGCAAACAGCUGGGCUUCCAGGAUGGGGAACCAAGAAGUUCCCUUCUCUCAUCGACCGGGGCAACAGUUGUAAUGUCAUCAAUGGGUUGCUAUGGAGGAGAGAGCUCAAUUUUCAUGUGUCGAAACCCCGGCUGGCAGAAAAACAUCAACGAAAAAUGCUACGAGGCAAACAGAAAUGCUGGUGUCUUCUGCUACAACCAUGUACGUAUAUCCGGUGGCCAAGCUGACGAGAACACGACAGCAGGAAAAGUGGAGAUGUAUCACCAUGGAAACUGGAUCACAGUUUGCGCCGACGGGUUCAACGACACAGACGCCCGUCUGGUGUGCAGAGAGCUUGGUUUUCCCAACAGCAAGGCUCUUGUACCAGGUGCUUUUGGAAGGAAAUACUACUCGGACUUUGUAACUGACUUCAACUGUACAGGGAGUGAGAUUUCUAUAGCCCUGUGUCCGUUCAAUGAGACGGGUGAAUGUCUUGAUAAAUCAUCAAACUAUGCCUCUGUCCUUUGCUCAAAGUUCCCCAUCGAUAAUAAUGCAAUCUACAUCUUGCCCUUUGAAUCAUUCCCUGCAACUGUGGCGGUCAAGAAACAUGGAAUGAAUGGCACAAUUUGUGCGGAAGGCUGGGACAACAAAGACGCAGAUGUUUUGUGUCGACAGCUUGGAUAUUCUGGGGGAGGCGUGUCAUUUGGACCACAGUACUCAGGCUCCAGUACACCUAUCUGGAUGACCAAUGUGAAUUGCUAUGGCAACGAAACACGUAUCCAAGACUGCCGUUUUCUGGAAACCCCGACUAGUGGCUGCCUGUCUAAUCACAUGGCAGCUAGGGUGUAUUGUUACGAGGGCCCAGGAUUCCAAGUGAGACUAGUGAAUGGAAGUGCGCCGUCAAAUGGUCGGGUAGAAGUUUCCUACGGUGGAACAUGGGGCACAAUAUGUGACUCGUACUGGUCAGAUAGCGAUGCUAGGGUGGUCUGUCGGCAGCUUGGUUUCCUAGAUGGUGUGGCACAAGCAAACUCCUACUAUGGAGCUGGGAUGGGUCCAUCAUGGCUGUACUACGUACGAUGUGAUGGGGAUGAGAAGUCAAUAUGGUCCUGCACAAAUAGCGGCUUCAAUGUGAGCCACACUUCCUGUCGCAAUCACAAACAUGACGCCAGCGUGUAUUGUACUGAUAGAGUGAGACUGGAGCCUAACGUAAGCUAUGGAGCAGUGCAGAUAUGGAACAGAGAAGCAUACAGACUUGUGUGUGCAGACGGCUUUGAUGACCUUGCAGCCAAGGUCGUGUGCAGGUCGGCAGGAUUCCAAAAUGGAAUAAGCGUUUGUUGUUCUGCCUUUGGGGAAAUGAAGUAUGACAUUGGGUAUCGCAACGUCCGAUGCACAGGAAACGAAAUGUCCAUUCUGGACUGCAGCUAUGUGGACGAUAAUACCGGCUGCUCUAGCGGGAAGUAUGCGUCUGUGGCUUGUUCUGAUCAACCUGCCAAUGGAGAAUAUGCACUGAAACUAAAAAGUUACAACCGCGGGACAAUCUCCCUCCGCCAUUUCGACAUCUGGGGCUACAUCUGCGCUGAUGGUUUUGAUGAUGCAGAGGCCACUGUCAUUUGCAGAGAGAUGGGCUUCCAGGGUGGAUUCUCCUACUUUGAAAUGAAAUAUGAUAGCUCAAAAACACUUGGCAUACCCUGGCUGACCAACGUGAAUUGUACCGGCCAGGAGGGGUCUCUGGUUCGAUGUGGCAACAUUCGAUGGGGCUCUGUAGAACAGUGCAAGUCCGGGCUUGAGCCCGCAGUGUUCUGCUACCAGAACUCAGGGUACAAGUUUAGGUUGGCAAAUGGCACCAGUCUGUUGUCUGGCCGCGUUGAAAUUUCUUUGGACAAUGAAUGGGGAACUGUCUGUGGAACGUCAAAGUUUGAUGACAAAGCAGCGCAUGUCCUCUGUUCAGAGAUGGGCUAUACAAGUGGUCGUUCCCUUGACAAUGGAUACUUUGGAGAAGGCAAGGGAAAAAUCAUGAUUCCCUAUAUUCGUUGCGCUGGUAACGAGAGUUCACUGUUAAAAUGUGGGAUCAAGAUUGAACCUGAAGAGGCGAUAUAUGAGAACAGGGGACGUCUAAAUUUUGUGUCCCGCAGUACCUACUACACAUGCAGGACUCACGCCCAGGAUGCUGCUGUCCAAUGUUACAACCAAGUGCGACUGUCGGGGACCAGUGACUUGAACUAUGGAAUUCUAGAGCUGUAUGUUAAUGGCCAAUGGAAGGCUGUAUGUGAUGAGCAUUUCACUGAGUCUAUAGCGCGUGUCGCCUGUCGACAGCUCGGAUACAAGGAUGGGCGCUUCCAACCAGGUUCGGUCCUUGGUCCCAAUGAGAGCGAUGGGAUCUCCAUUACUGACUUGAGAUGUAACGGCGAUGAGGCAUCCCUGGACCAGUGCAAGUAUCUAAUCGGAGAGUGUCAUACUAGCAACUACGUCACCGUCUACUGUAAUGAGUCCAUCAUUGUAGAGAAAAGCACAUUUGAUAUACGUAUAUCCUCCGGUCUGUACUAUGGGUCACUAGAGGUCAACAAGUAUGGCUUCUGGGGGCCAAUAUGCCCGCAUGGCUGGUCUAACAGCACAGCAAGGGCUGCCUGUAGGCAGCUCAAUUACAUUGGGGGAGUCGCGUACAACGGCACAAGUCGUGUAGAGGCACCAAUGGUACUCGGGAACUUUAAAUGCAGCGGGGAUGAGAACUCUGCUCAGAAUCUCAGUGAUUGCAAGUACAGCAAGUUCAAUGAUAAUAUCGGCUGCCAAUACUCCAUUCAGAAGAGCUUUCAGAGGCCCACCGCUGGCGUCCUGUGUUAUAACCAUGAAGAGGGAGUAAAAUUCCGUCUGGAUGAAGAGGGCCGUGUGCAGAUCAUGUUUAAUGGAGAGUGGGGUCGGGUCUGCAACAGUAGCUGGGGAAACAAGGAGGCAGGCGUGUUCUGUCGUCAGCAAGGUUACAUUGAUGGCAUCACCAAGACUUUCAGUUCCCGUCAUGAUGGUCAUGUCUGGAUGAACUACAUCGCCUGUACUGGGAAUGAGAAUACCAUACUGGAGUGUACCAAUACGUGGACGCCUGGUUCCGCAAAUUGCGAUGACGCUGGUGUAACUUGUCUGAAAUCAGUGAUGCUGACUAGGGGAGACUACAAGUCCCACGGUGCUGUAGAGGUGAACAUGAACAACCAUUGGGGCCUCGUGUGCAACAAGGACUGGGACCAGAAAGACGUCGAUGUUGUGUGCAGACAGCUUGGUUUUGAGACUGGAUUUCCCCUACACAAUGCCCCAUAUGGCUACAUAAAGGCUCCUGGGACCAUGGAAGCGGUUCAGUGCAACGGCAACGAGAAAAAGAUCACUGACUGUCCACACAAUAUUCCGUAUGUCUCUAUGUGCUCCAUGGAUUAUGCAGCCGCAGCCUGCUUCAAUCGCUCCACUUUGGAAAAAUACAGUGUGCCCUCCUUCUCCAUCGCUGGUAACCGGACCCUAGGUGUUGUUGAGGUAUCCUACCUGAACAUCACCGGGCGUGUCUGCUCUGAAGGCUGGGACGACUUAGAUGCCACAGUCCUCUGCAAGCAGUUAGGAUUCUACUAUGGUCAGGCCUACAGCCACUACAAAUGGAGCACAGGUAGGGGAGAAAACGCACCAUUCUGGACAUCACAGGUCAAUUGUUCCGGAAAGGAGACAUCCUUGGACCUUUGUCCGAUGGUCAAGUACGGUCAAGUGCAGGACUGUCCUAGUCGAAAUUAUGCUGGCGUCUUGUGCUACCAGAAAUAUGGUGUGGACAUCCGUAUUAUGGGUGGCGGAAAUGAGUAUGGGCGUGUUGAGAUAUCUGUGGAUGGGGUCUGGGGAACAGUAUGCAAUCGAUACUGGGACUUGAAUGAUGCCAAGGUCCUGUGUCGCUCCCUUGGCUACAAAACCGGGUACCCGCUUUAUACAGGAAAGUUUGGCCCACCUCCUGAUAAGAUUUAUGCGGCUAACUUGCACUGUAACGGUUCGGAAGAUUCGCUACGUAAUUGUUCACACGAGGGAUUUGAACCUUCCCCCACCGAUUCUAACUGUGAUCACUCGAAGGAUGCGGCAGUUAAUUGCUACAAUUCAGUAAAGCUCGGUUCUGGUGUUGGCAAGCACAUCACCAAUGGACCUGUCCUCUACUUUGACUCUACAAGAAAUGUGUGGGAGGCAGUGUGUGAUAAAGGAUUCAAUGACAAUAGUGCCACGCUGGUCUGCAAAGAACUGGGUUUUGAUACUGGGCGUGCAAUCCUGAGCUCUGCUUUUGGCACGAUACAUGAGGAAAUCUUUGAGAACAACACGCUGUCAUGCUCGGAAGACGCCACCUCUAUAGACCAGUGUCUCAUGGCCGGGCAGUGUAACCAGUCCGACUCCUAUGCCUCCGUGGCCUGCUACAUGAACUCUGACCUGCCUCUCACUGAGGACUACAGCUACUCGAUUGAGAAAGGUUCUGCUGGGGACUAUUCUGGUGUGGUUUCCGUGCGUCACUACGGACUGUUUGGAAAGAUCUGCUCAGAGGGAUGGGAUGAUAUUGAUGCAUCGGUACUUUGUCGCAAUUUGACCUACCAGCAUGGCAUUGCAUUCCCGCAGGCAGACAAUGAUUUCUCUCCCUUGAUGGGACGUGGUCCGUACUGGAUGAGUGAUGUCAAAUGUACAGGUCACGAACCGUCCCUAAACAACUGCGUAUUCAAAGAGAGACUAGACGAGAAAAAUUGCUCAAGCCGAAUGCAUGCAGCUGUCCUAUGUUACAAUGACAAUGGAAUUGACUACCGAAUAGUAAACGACAAGAAUCCAAACGUAACGUCAGAGGGACGCGUAGAAAUAUCGAUCAACAAAGUUUGGGGAACAGUCUGUGAUGCAUCCUGGGACGACUAUGACGCCAGGGUUUUCUGCCGCCAGCAGAAUUUCCAUGAUGGAUACGCCAUCAAGGGAGGCUAUUUUGGUGAGAGCAAGGUCAGUCCAAUCUGGAUGAGCCAUCUCAAGUGUGCAGGCACUGAAGCCAGUCUCGACAAGUGCCCACACCGUGGGUUCAACAGCGGAAUAGUGGACGGGUCGCUGGGAUGGUGGAAGUGUAAAUCACACAAGGACGAUGCUGGAGUGCUGUGUGUUAACAAUUUGAAGCUGAGUGGCGAGUACAACUCUUCCAUGGGCGCGGUUCUGGUGUACCACAACAAUGACUGGUAUGCGGUCUGUGAUGACAGCUUCAACUCACUUGAUGCCCGGGUCGUUUGUCGGUCCCUAGGCUUCAUUGAUGGGAAUGUCAGUCCCGGCUCAGCUUUCGGGAAUGUCUCUAGCCCUAUUGGCGUGAAUUCAGUGCAGUGUAAGGGCGGUGAAAACGUGUUCAAUAAAUGUUCCAUGGAGUUUAGCAGUUCCUGCCCAUCAGGAAAAUAUGCAUCCGUAUAUUGCAGCCAAGAGAAUAUCUUUGAUAAAGGUUUCCAGGUGCGUAUCAACCCGGAUUAUGGGAAGUCCAUGCACAGUUUCCAUGGUUACAUGGAGGUGAACGUGGACGGGGUUUGGGGCUCUGUGUGUAACCGAAACUGGACUGACAAGAACGCUUUUGUUGCCUGCAGGCAGAUGGGCUAUGCAGGUGGAUACGCCUACAGACCUCCGAAGAACAUUUCUAACGUGAUCCUGAUGGACAAUGUGGGUUGUCGUGGUGACGAGACCUCGCUCCUCAAUUGUACAUACAACAAGUGGGAGGCCACCACAGGCUGUGAUUUCUAUGCCGAGCGUGCAGGGGUGUUUUGCUUCAGUGACACAAAUGGCCUCAAGUACCGGCUAGGCAGUGGUGAGACUAAACACGGCCGGGUGGAGAUCAUGUACAACGGGGUCUGGGGCUCCAUUUGCGACUGGCUCUGGGACUCUCGGGACGCGCGCGUCUUCUGCCGUAGCAUUGGCUUCGAGGACGGACUGGAGGUUGUGGGCGCUAGAUACGGGCAGGUGGAGGGGCCGCUCUGGUUCACGCGGGUCAGCUGUGACGGGUACGAGGAUAGCCUGCUGCAGUGUCGCCAUACAGGCUUCAACAGCUCCAGCGAGAUGGAGGGGGUCUACGCGGGCCUGUGCAGAAAGAGGUCUUAUGAUGCAUCCGCUAGAUGCUUUGAUAAGAAGCUGGAGUUGACGAAUGUGCGCCUUGUAAACAUUGAGGGAGACCCAACAUAUGGCCGCGUGGAGGUGUAUCUAGCAGGCGCGGAGGAAUGGGGCACAGUCUGCGAUGAUUACUGGGACGAUGUAGACGCCACUGUCGUCUGUCAGUCUCUCGGAUUUGGAGUAGGACACGGCGUUAAGGGAGCCCAUUUUGGCAGAGGCAAGGGUCCUGUGUGGUUGGACAAUGUGCGCUGCACGGGGAACGAGACUCACAUCCGGCAGUGUCCUCACAACAGCUUUGCCGUGCAGAACUGUAACCACGGCGAAGACGCCGGAGUCUACUGCAAAGGUAACUACACCCGUGUUCUUCCAAUCACCGUGGGUCCAGAGGGAGUUGGUCGCACAGAGGUUGCGGAUAAUGGUUUGGUUAAGGAAGAACUUCGUCGCUCAGAGGCGGAACAAAGUGGCUCCGGUGUUAUCAUAGGGGUGACGGUCACCAUCAUUGCUGUACUCAUAGCGGUCAUCGUCGUCGGUGGCGUGAUCAUAUACCGCCGGACCCGACCGAAAGGGGAGAUCAAGAAAGUGCUAGUACACAACGACGCAAACGACCCUAAUCCCGUGGUUAACCAGUCGGGGGCAGAUGGUCGUGUAACUCUAUCAAAACUUAAGGCCCAUUUCUCGAAGUCCAAGUUGAACAGUGAGAUUGAGGACUCUGGGGCGUCGGCAAAUACGUCGGCGGGAGUUGCCAACCCUGUGUAUGUGGAUGAUAGAAAUCAAGGGAUAAUUAUGGAGGAAGCAUCCAUUGAGCAGCCCACUCAUGCCGGAUAUGACAUUUAAUGAAAUUUCUGUUAACUUUGAAUAUCUCGACAGCUUUAAUUAUGUGCAGAUGUGUUUUCUGCGGCAGCGACAUAAUAGUGGUUAGUUUCACUCUGGAACCAAUAUUUUUUGACGCUUAGACCAAGUAUCUUAUUUCUUGAUCGUGAGUGCUUGCUUACUGAAGUAUUUUUGUCAUGGUUUUUGGAGUUAAUAAUUAACUUGCCGCUUAGCAUGUGUGAUGCGCAUUGUGUGGUUCUGUGCAUGGAUAUUUGUAAUUUAACACUUGAAAUUUAGCAGAUAGUUAUAUACUACACAUAUCUACAACGAACAUACACUAUCCCAUGAUUUUUGUACUUAAUUUUAUGUGGUUGUAUAAAUACUUAUGGCAUUCACCAUGCGUGCACAAAAUAAAUGUUAUACAAUAGCAUGUCUUUAGGUGUAGUGAAAGUACGUAAGUAUGCUAUUUUGACUGAGGUUGUACAGUUGAUACGUAUGUAUAUACACUUAUAAUAAUUGCUUGUAAUUAAAUAUAGUAUGACGAGAGGUUUUCGCAGAUGUUUUGCGCUUACUUUAUAUGUAGCAAUUACAAAAAUGUUUUCUACAA